AUGGCUGACGCACGGAUGGUCCGACCUGUGGCGGAGUUUGACCUCAGCUCGGCCGUCGGUGUCGGCGGGCUGACGGCGGCCGCCGGAAUCGCGAUUCGCUCUGCCAGCUGCCAGCAGCCUCGUGUCGCCGCUCUCGUUGCGCAGCAGCAGCGAUUGACCUUUGCGCCGUCGCUCGACGGCGUCACCGCCCAUCCGACCUGCGAGUCUUCUGCUCUCACGCACCUCACUCGCCGCGCGCGGAUUGUGCGCCGCGCCAAGCAAGACACAUGCUCAUGCAAACAGUGCGAGAACUUGGUUGUGCCGCUUAGUGGCGGCGCUGCUUUAGAGGAAGCGGCAGCGUGGGAAGCAAAGCAGAUGGAGAAUGCGCGGCAUGCCAAGGAGCCGCUGCUGGCGGAGGUUGAGCGGCUAAGUGCAGCAAGGGCCAAGGGCAAGAAGGGCAAGAAGAAGAAGAAGAAUGUGGGCGUGGGCGAUACGGGCGCCGCUGGGCUCAACGAGGAGAUGCUGUCCUGCAGUUAG
Molecule: messenger RNA, 516 nt
Organism: Emiliania huxleyi CCMP1516
Lineage: Eukaryota; Haptophyta; Isochrysidales; Noelaerhabdaceae
Exons: 1
Coding region: 1-516 (171 amino acids)
Source: RefSeq, a predicted model, not a curated record